Messenger RNA from Arachis duranensis, 740 nucleotides. Its product is annotated as serine/arginine-rich splicing factor SC35. Gene Ontology annotation, molecular function: RNA binding. NCBI's taxonomy places the organism in Eukaryota, Viridiplantae, Streptophyta, Magnoliopsida, Fabales, Fabaceae. The record is from RefSeq and is a predicted model, not a curated record.
UAAGAUAUGCGGCAACGUAUUAUCUUCGUCAUUGAGCUCAGUCUCUGAAGUGCGAAGUGUUGAAGAAGCUCGUGCGGCUCACAAACCCUAAUUCAAAUCCCUAAUCCCCAAAACCAAUAGCAUUGGGUGUGGCUAUUGCUGUUGCUGCAAUCUGCAAAGGCACCAACCAUGUCUCACUUUGGAAGGUCAGGUCCACCAGACAUUAGCGACACAUACUCCCUUCUCGUUCUCAACAUCACCUUCCGUACAACCGCCGACGACCUCUUCCCUCUCUUCCACAAGUACGGCGACGUCGUCGACAUUUUCAUUCCCAAGGACCGCCGCACCGGCGACUCCAGGGGCUUCGCAUUUGUUCGCUACAAGUAUGCCGACGAGGCUCAAAAGGCUGUCGAGCGCCUCGACGGCAGGGUCGUCGACGGCCGCGAAAUCACCGUCCAGUUCGCCAAGUACGGUCCCAACGCCGAGCGCAUCCACAAAGGUAGGAUUGUCGAAUCUGCUCCCAGAUCUAAGCGCAGCCGCAGUCCCAGGAGAAGGUAUCGUGAUGAUGAUUACAGAGAGAAGGAUUAUAGGAGGAGGAGUCGCAGCAGGAGUUACGAUAGGUAUGAGCGUGACAGGCACCGUGGCAGGGACAGGGAUUAUCGUCGCCGGAGCCGGAGUCGGAGUGCCAGUCCGGACAAGGGUCGUGGAAGGGGACGCUAUGAUGAUGAUGACCGCCCUAUCCGUAGUAUAAGCCGUAGCCG